UCCCUUCUCUCUCACAGUCUCACACAGUGAUCAAGCUCUCGCUCUCAAACCCACUACCCCAGUCUUUUUGGGUUCUUCUUCAGACAGGAGGUUUCUUUCCAUUUUGAUGAUUUUUUAGCUCCAGGGUUUUUGAGGAAUUGAAGAGAAAGCUGAGAAUCUCUAUUUCUUUGUUCUGUUCUUGACUCCCAUUUGUGACUUGCGAGCUAAGAAAAGUACCAUCUUUUCAAACUUUUGUUUCCUUGCAUGUAAACCUCUGGUUCUGUAACUUGAGCUGUUUUUAGCUUGAUUUAUGGGAAUACCUUCACUGUUUUCAUGUAUGAUAAUUCCCCUUCAUCAACUUCACCUCUCAAAAUUCUCUGUUUAUCUUCAACAGUGAGGGAAAUCCUUAUGAAUCUGGUGGGAAAUUUGCAACAAAACCCUUGUGAUUUUGGUUUUGAUUCAAGGCUGAAGAAGUCCUAAAAAUUGGCGAGGGAAAAGAGGGCGAAAGAGGGGGAGAGCAAUGGGAUGUUCUACAUCCAAGUUGGAAGAUGAAGAGGCCAUACAGCUUUGUAAGGAUAGGAAGAGAUUCAUUAAACAGGCUGUUGAGCAAAGAGCCAGGUUUGCCUCUGGACAUAUUGCUUAUAUCCAAUCCUUAAGAAGAGUUUCUGCUGCGCUUCGUGAUUAUAUUGAAGGAGAUGAGCCCCGGGUGUUCUUGUUGGAUUCAUACAUAACCCCAUCCUUCACGCCUGUAAAGAAAACAAGCUCUGGUUUCAUCCCAAUUUCGUCGAAAUCCUUCUCUGCAACACCAAUCCAAUCUGAACCCAAUUCAUCUUUGAAAGUGAAUUAUCUAAGGCCAGGUGGGAACCCAGCAGUCGUGGUUGAGGAGAGGCCCCAGUCACCGGAAACUGGUAGAGUUGAAACCUACCCUCCAAUGCACCAUCUGGGGAUUGAUGGGUUUUUUGCAAUGCAGUCUUCACCCAUGCAUUCUUCGUUCUUCUCUUAUACCCCAAAUGAUAGACCUAAUUUACCUCCUCCUUCACCUCAAACCUCUCAGUGGGAUUUCUUUUGGAAUCCAUUUUCAACAUUAGACUAUUAUGGGUACCCUAACAGUAGCAGCCUUGAUCAGCCGGCCAUGGAUGAUGAGAUCCUGGGAAUAAGGCAGGUUCGAGAAGAAGAAGGGAUUCCCGACUUAGAAGAAGAAACAGAGCUAGAAGAAACUGAGAGGAAGAUAGAUAUAAGUGAGGAAAGAGAUGACAUUGACAUGAACUUUGUUAGAGAAGAAGUUAUUGUUGAGGAUGCUGAUGAUGAAGAUGAGGAUGAGGAUGAGGAUGAGGAUGAUGAUGAUGAUGAUGCAGAUAGCGGGAUUGAAAUGGACCAUGAAGUGAAAGGACUACGAUCCCACGGUAGUGGGAGCAUAAGAUUGUCUGAAGGUCAAGGGCAAGUUGAGAUUGGUAAUCAAGAAACAGCAGUAAGUGAUCAAAAAUCCAAGGAAGAAACUCCUGGUUUUACUGUUUAUGUAAACCGACGGCCAACAAGCAUGGCAGAAGUUAUCAAGGAUCUUGAAGAGCAGUUCAUGAUUGUUUGCAAUUCAGCAAAUGAGGUCUCAGCCCUGCUGGAGGCUACCAGAGCUCAGUACGCCUCAACCUCAAAUGAACUCUCGGGUAUGAAAAUGUUGAAUCCAGUAGCUUUGAUUCGCUCGGCUUCAUCUAGAUCAUCCUCAUCAAGAUUCUUAAUGAAUUCUUCAAGUUCCAGAGAUGAAGGUUAUGCAAGCAGUAGUGACGUCUCCGAGGAAUCCUGUGUAUUUUCAGGGAGUCAUCAAUCGACGCUGGACAGGUUAUAUGCUUGGGAGAAGAAACUAUACGAUGAAGUGAAGUCUGGAGAAAAGAUUAGGAUAGCAUAUGAGAGGAAAUGCAAUCGACUCAGAAACCAGGACGUGAGAGGAGAUGACCCCUCCUCCGUUGAUAAAACAAGGGCAGGGAUUAGAGAUCUGCAUACCCAGAUAAAGGUUUCAAUACACUCGGUUGAAGCUGUUUCAAAGAGGAUAGAAGCUCUGAGGGAUGAAGAGCUGCAGCCUCAACUUCUAGAAUUGGUACAAGGGUUAGCUCGGAUGUGGAAGGUAAUGGCUGAGUGUCAUCAGAUUCAAAAGCGAACCUUGGAUGAAGCCAAGCUCUUGCUGGCUGGAACGCCUUCUAAAAUAGCAGAGGCAAAGAAGCAGGGUGCUGUAUCAACAACAACUACUGAGCCACACAGGCUAGCCCGUUCAGCUGCCAAUCUUGAGGCUGAACUCAGGAACUGGAAAGCAUGUUUCGAGUUAUGGAUAACCUCUCAACGCUCCUACAUGCGUGCACUAGCCGGUUGGCUCUUAAGGUGCAUCAGGUCAGGCCCGGGCUCUCCUCGUAGGACCAGUGGGGCUCCUCCAAUAUUUGGAAUUUGCACCCAAUGGUCCAGGUUUCUAGAUGACAUCCAUGAGGUUCCUGUGCUGGAAGGACUCGACUUCUUUGCGGCUGGGGUGGGCUCUCUCUACGCACAACAGUUAAGAGAAGACUCACGCCGGGCCCCAGGUGGAUCAAAGAGAUUCGGAGGUGGGUCUGGGGGGAGUCUGGAAGUGGUGGAGGUUGGUGGGGUAGUAGAAGAGGAGGUGAUGACAGCAGAGAAAAUGGCUGAAGUAGCCAUCAGGGUCCUAUGUGCUGGAAUGUCAGUUGCAAUGAGCUCACUGACAGAGUUUGCUAUUGGUUCUGCCGAGGGAUACGCCAACCUGGCUAAGCAAUGGGAUAACACCAAGUGGCCGCGAGAUUCAGGUGAGGCUGGAGUGUAAUUUUCUCGCGUUUUGUUAGCUAGGCUAGGUUGGGAAUGUUUGUCUAUGUAAUUACAAAGUUAUCAUUUUCGUUAGAACACAGCAGCAAAGUACAGAGUAGGGUUGAAAUGAUAUACAUAGCUAAUCCCCUCCUACCCUCUUGUCUGUUUUCCUGUUUCUGUUUGGUUGCUGGGAAGGCCAAGGAAAAGUGAAGAGAGAAGUAAAAACACUUCAAAAC
Vitis riparia (riverbank grape) is the source of this 3011-nucleotide messenger RNA. Its product is annotated as protein ALTERED PHOSPHATE STARVATION RESPONSE 1-like. Bases 500 to 2794 code for a protein of 764 amino acids. The record is from RefSeq and is a predicted model, not a curated record. Lineage: Eukaryota; Viridiplantae; Streptophyta; Magnoliopsida; Vitales; Vitaceae. The transcript has 5 exons.